Molecule: messenger RNA, 1361 nt
Organism: Musa acuminata AAA Group (dessert banana)
Lineage: Eukaryota; Viridiplantae; Streptophyta; Magnoliopsida; Zingiberales; Musaceae
Product: GATA transcription factor 9-like
Exons: 2
Coding region: 119-1120 (333 amino acids)
Biological process (GO): cell differentiation; positive regulation of DNA-templated transcription
Cellular component (GO): nucleus
Molecular function (GO): zinc ion binding; sequence-specific DNA binding
Source: RefSeq, a predicted model, not a curated record
CGCUUCUCUCUCUCUCUCGGCUUGCCGUUCCUCUUGGCUUCUAAUUCUCCAUCCCUCUCUCUCUCUCUCUCUCUCUCUUCUUUCUAAACCCUAACUUUGAGCACGAAGAAAGCCGGCAAUGGAGGUACCGGAGAACUGCCACGGCGGGUUCUGCGGUGCCGGGAACCCACAGUGCGCGCCGGAGAGGAAGGUCAGCGGGGGAGGAGCAGGAGGGGACCAGUUCGUCGUCGAGGACCUGCUCGACUUCUCCAACGAGGAGGAGGAGGAGGAGGAGGCGGAGGCACUCACCGGCAGCUCAACGGACUCCUCCACCGUCACCGCCGUGGACAGCUGCAGCAACUCCUCCUCGGGCCCUGAGCCGCAUCCCUCCAGCGACAUCGUCUGCCGGAGCUUCGCCGAUGCCAGCCUCUCCGGCGACCUCUGCGAACCGCAGUACGAAGAGCUUGCGGAGCUCGAGUGGCUGUCCAAUUUUGUCGAGGAAUCCUUCUCCAGCGAAGACCUCAACAAACUUCACCUCGUCUCCGGCGCCAAUUCCACCGCCUCCUCCACUACGGCCGCCGCUGCAUCAGGCCGCGCCGACCAGGUGGCCCCCUUGCGCGCCGAGGCGCCCGUCACCGGCAAGGCGCGGAGCAAGCGCUCCCGCGGCGCGCCCUGCAGCUGGUCCUCCCGACUGCUCGUGCUCUCCUCGUCCCCGGAGUCGGAGCUCAUCGUGCCCCCCGGCGCCGCCGCAGGCAAGAAGGCCGCGAGGAAGAAGGACCCACCCGCCGCCGCUGCCGCCGCGGCAGACGGGCGGAAGUGCCUCCACUGUCAGACCGACAAGACGCCGCAGUGGCGGACGGGGCCGAUGGGCCCCAAGACACUGUGCAACGCCUGCGGCGUCCGCUACAAGUCCGGCCGUCUCGUGCCGGAGUACCGCCCCGCGGCCAGCCCCACCUUCGUGGUCUCCAAGCACUCCAACUCCCACCGCAAAGUCCUCGAGCUCCGCCGCCAGAAGGAGCUCCAGCAACCGCAGAAGCAGCUCCUCCAGGCCGCCAGCAGCGGCGCUCUCUACGACGCACCGACGCCGGUGGCCGCCGCUAACUUCUUGAUCGACGGCCCCGAUACCCGACAUCUCAUCUGAUCUUGAUGUCUCAGAAGCAACUGAUCCCACUUCCGGGUGAAAUUAAUCCUCGUAGGUGUUAAGGUGGUGGAAUUUAGGCAUCUUUUUUGGUGGAUUUUCUUUCCCUAGGAAGAACUAAAUUGUAGCACGCGCAAUCCGCGCCGCCUUUUUCUUCUGUAAGCCAAAAAAAAAGGACUUUUUCUGAGUAAAAAUAGUCAGAAUUAACAUCAAAAGCAUUUAAUAUAUUAUUAGCCUCUUUCAA